Molecule: messenger RNA, 270 nt
Organism: Spirodela intermedia
Lineage: Eukaryota; Viridiplantae; Streptophyta; Magnoliopsida; Alismatales; Araceae
Source: the annotation of a GenBank genome assembly
AUGGAGAGGACAGCGGGGAGUUCAGCCGCAUCGGAGCGCCUCAGGCGGCGGUCGAACGCGCCGAGAGCCUCCGCCGACGGCCUCUUCAGCGCCUCCUCCAUGGCGGCGUUCCUCUGUCUCACGGCGUCGCUGAUCCUGCUCCCUCUCGUCCUGCCAGCUCUUCCCCCCCCGCCGCUGCCGCUCCUUCUCGUGCCGGUGGGCAUAAUCGCGGUUCUUCUCCUUCUGGCCCUCAUGCCCUCCGACGUCCAUGACGUCGCCGCGUGUCUCUGA